Tetrahymena thermophila SB210 is the source of this 972-nucleotide messenger RNA. Its product is annotated as peroxisomal targeting signal 2 receptor. NCBI's taxonomy places the organism in Eukaryota, Ciliophora, Oligohymenophorea, Hymenostomatida, Tetrahymenidae. The record is from RefSeq and is a predicted model, not a curated record. Gene Ontology annotation, biological process: protein import into peroxisome matrix. Gene Ontology annotation, molecular function: protein binding. Gene Ontology annotation, cellular component: cytosol; peroxisomal matrix. The transcript has 2 exons.
AUGAAUCCUAACCCAGUUUCAUACCAAGCUGCAUUUAAGACAGACCUAUGUGGUAUGUCAGUAAAAUUUUCUCUAUUUGAUCCAACAAGAAUAGCAGUAAGUAGUUCUGCUAAUUUUGGUAUAGUAGGAAAAGGAAAAUAGUUAGUUUUAAGCAUGCUUCCUAAUGGAUAGAUGAAUGUAUUAAACUCUUUUGAACUUCCUGAUUCAGUUAUUGAUUGCUGUUGGACCGAAUUAAACGAAAACUUACUCAUUACUUGCUGCGGUAAUGGAAUGAUCACAUUAUGGGAUUUAUAAAAAAAUGCUAUCGUUAAGGAAGUUAAAGGCCAUAUAAAAGAAAUCAAUAGCGGAGAAUGUUCUUAUAAGUAACCUCAUAUAUUCCUUUCUUCAGGCAAAGAAGGAAGAGUCAAAGUUUGGGACUUAAAUGUGAUGAAAUGCUUAUUCGAAUUACCUGCACAUAUAGGUUAAUGUUAUUAAGCAACAUGGCACCCUGUUAAUGAUGGUAUAUUUGCUACUGUUGGGUCAGAUAGCACCCUUAAGUUAUGGGAUUUAAAUACACCAAACAAGAGUAUUGCAGGUCUUCGUGCUCAUGAUGGCGAAAUACUUAGCUGUGAUUUUAAUAAAUAUCAAGAUAUCCUAGCUACUUGUUCCACUGACCUUUCUAUUCGUAUAUGGGAUCUCAAAAACUUGAAAUUUCCUCUUAAUAUUUUAGGAGGGCACAGAUACCCUGUAAAACGUGUAAAGUAUUCACCUUUCCAUCAGUCCAUUUUAGCUUCUUCAUCUUAUGAUAUGAAUGUAUGCGUUUGGGAUACUAGUGAUCCAGUUUAGCCACUCAAAUUCACACAUAACAAGCACACUGAAUUUGUAAUGGGAUUGGACUUUUCAAUUCAUAAUGACAGAUAAAUAGCUUCUACUUCCUGGGAUGGAAGAGUAUUGGUUUGGGAUUUCGAUAAACCUCAACCUUAAAUAUAAUGA